AGCAAACACUUCAAACAAAACCAACUCAUCGGAGAAGACAAAAUGAUGAUCGGAGAAUCUCAUCGUAGUUUUAAUCCAACGGUUCAUAUUCCAUCAUGGCCAUUGUCUGAAGAUUUAACGGCGUCAGAUAUUUACGGAAGUCCUGACGGAGGAAGUAGCAUGAUGGAAGCUUUGGCUGCGUUACAACGUUAUCUUCCGUCAAACGAACCGGAUCCGGAUUCAGAUCCGGAUCUCUCGGGUCCGGAUUCACCCAUCGAUGCUUAUUCGUGUGAUCAUUUUCGGAUGUAUGAGUUUAAAGUGAGACGUUGCGCUCGUGGUCGGAGUCAUGAUUGGACGGAGUGUCCUUACGCUCAUCCCGGUGAGAAAGCUCGCCGUCGUGAUCCGAGGAAGUUUCAUUAUUCCGGUACGGCGUGUCCUGAGUUUCGUAAAGGUGGUUGCAAGAGAGGAGACGCGUGUGAGUUUUCUCAUGGUGUUUUUGAGUGUUGGCUUCAUCCGGCGCGUUACCGGACUCAGCCGUGUAAAGACGGUGGUAACUGUCGCCGUCGUGUUUGUUUCUUCGCUCAUUCGCCGGAUCAGCUUAGGGUUUUGCCUAGUCAAAGCCCUGAUCGUGUUGAUUCAUUUGACGGUUUGUCUCCGAUUCGUAGAGUGUUUCCGUUUACGAUUUCGCCGUCGUCUAACUCCCCGCCGGUGAGUCCUCGAGGUGACUCGGACUCGUCGCCGUCUUUACUGAGUCGUUCGCUCGGGUCUAAUUUGGGAAACGACGUCGUUGCGUCUCUGAGGAAUCUGCAGCUUAGUAAAGUGAAGUCUCUUUCUUCGUCGUACAACAAUGAAAUCGGAGGAUACGGAUCUGGGUUCGGGUCGCCUCGUGGAUCGGUUUUGGGUCCUGGUUUUCGGAGCUUACCAACUACACCGACCCGACCCGGGUUUAUGAACAUAUGGGAAAAUGGUCCGGAGGAAGAACCGGCGAUGGAACGGGUCGAGUCGGGUCGUGAACUGCGAGCGCAGCUGUUCGAGAAGCUGAGCAAAGAGAAUUGCAUGGGUCGUGUUGACCCGGAUCCGGAUCAGGGAGCGGGUGAUACUCCUGAUGUCGGGCAUGCUCAAAGUGGUGGUGAUGUGAUUAACGUCCCUAAACAUCAUAAUCGGAGACUCUGAUUAUUAUGUCCAAAUUGAGUCGGAGAUUGUAAUUCAGUAGUUGUUACUGUACUUGUGUGUCCUUUAGUUCUUAAUUACUUGAGUAAACCAAAAGUUAAAUA
Messenger RNA from Arabidopsis arenosa, 1253 nucleotides. NCBI's taxonomy places the organism in Eukaryota, Viridiplantae, Streptophyta, Magnoliopsida, Brassicales, Brassicaceae. The record is from the annotation of a GenBank genome assembly.